This is a messenger RNA of Rhizophagus irregularis DAOM 181602=DAOM 197198, 1139 nucleotides long. RefSeq lists its product as uncharacterized. NCBI's taxonomy places the organism in Eukaryota, Fungi, Glomeromycota, Glomeromycetes, Glomerales, Glomeraceae. The record is from RefSeq and is a predicted model, not a curated record.
AAAAAAAAAAGAGAAAAAAAAUGACAAGUUCCGAUGAGACUCGAUUUGAAUCUAAUAAUAAUGAUCCUUUCAGAAGAGAUGAUAUACCUAUUAGUAUGAUAAAUUUUGGCAAAAAAUCUCAAUUAGUUAUGGGAAAUUUUAAAAAAUGUUGUGAAGAAUUUAAAUUUGAUAAUAGUGUAUUUAUGACCUUUAUUGCUCAAGUAGUUAAAGAACAACGUAAAAUCUUUCGUGAAUUCGCUGAAGUUUCAAUAAAAUAUAGUGAUAAUCUUUUAGAUUAUUCAAUCGAUCUUUUGUUUUUCGUAGAUUGUUUUAAGGAUGAACGAUAUUCUGAUGAUGAAUUUCUAGAAUUAUUGAAUGACCUUUUAAUCAAAUCUAGAGAAAAUCAUAGAUUAAUUAAAGAUUUAAAAAAAAUAAUUAGUAAUAAGGAUACAAACUUUGGAGAUGUUGGAAUUAAUGAAAAAUUAACUGCGGUCCAAAAUUUUUUGCCAACAUACGUUGAAGAUAUUAAAAACUGUCCAGGUUUAAUUGAUUCAGACAACAUAUCUAAAAUCGAAGAAGAGAUAACACUAUUAAAAAAUCAGGCGAAAAGUGGGAUUGCCUUUUCUGCAAUUGGUUUAGUAUGUAUUGGAGUUGGACUUAUUGCGCCUCCUGCUGGUGCUGUGAUGGCAGUUUCUGAUGUGUUACUUGGAAUUAGUAACGGUAGUAAUCUUUAUAAUUCUAUAAAGCUUAUCAAAACAAAUAAGAAAAUUAAAGAUCUUACGAAAAAAUUAAGUAUUGAAGUCGACGAAUUGAUUGAGAAAAUAAAAUUAUUUUCGAAUAGUUUGGAGUCAAUUAUUUUGGAGAUCAGUACGUUCGAAAUUUUUUGGGAAAAUCAAGUUGAAAAAAUCGAUUAUCUUAUAAAAAACCUCAGAGGGUUCAAUGAAACAGAGAGACGUCAUAAUAAAGAUAAAAUUGUCAACUCAAUUGAAAAAAAAUGGAAAGAUGUAGAACGAGAAUGUCAACUUUAUUCUCAUGAGAUGAAAGAUUUAUUGAUUAGAGAUGAAUAUAUUAAAGUAAAGUUUUGAAUAUGUAAAGCAAGAGUUACCCUAGUUUAACCUGACGUGAUGUUCAGGAGAAAUAAUUAUAAAUAUUAUAAAUUA